Messenger RNA from Bursaphelenchus okinawaensis, 3070 nucleotides. Lineage: Eukaryota; Metazoa; Nematoda; Chromadorea; Rhabditida; Aphelenchoididae. The record is from the annotation of a GenBank genome assembly.
AUGUUAUGUAUCAUUGCUAUGAGUAAUGCCUUGUUCUGCUUUGUUGAACUCAAUCUUCAGCAUGUAAGUUUUUUAUGUUACAGUAUGUUAUGUUUUUGAAGCAAUAGUACAGUAGGGUUUGUUUUGUUGAAGGUAUGUUAUAGUAAUCUUUCUUUUUAAUUUUAAAAUACGGUAACUUUUGACUGGCUGAAGUUAUGUUACUGUAGACUUUGUUUCUCAAUAUUUUGUUACAGUAAUCUGUAUUUUUAAAUGUAAAAUACGGUGAGGCAUAGUUUUCAACUAUUAUGUCACGGUAACUCAUAUUUCUUUAAAACUAAGCUACAGUUCACAUUUUGUUCAAAAAUAAGUCACAGUAACAAAAGUAUACAGUAUAGCAACCCAUAUUUUUAGAUAAUGCACAUGAUGGACCAAGUAUUAGUGAUGUCAUCAAUGAGCACAGAAGCCAUGUUACAACCAAAAUACUAUCAAUAUACGUUCUUCUUAACCAUGUUUUUACUAACUAAUUUUGUCACUUUUCUACCGACCACUUUCAGCUAUCGAUAUCAACUGGUCAAAGAGUAGGUUUUAUAUUUUUUGAUAAAGUAUUUAUUAUUUUUAAAUUGUAAAAUACGAAGGUUUCAACAAUAGGUUUGAAUUUUGUAAAGGUUAUCGACCCCAAAAAAAUAAAAAAAUUUUACCCUGCCCAUAUCUAAAAAAAUUAAAAUUUUUUUUCUUUUUGACUUCUACAAAAAAAUCAUUUUUUAAUUUUUUUACUCCCCCCCCUCCACUUAUCAAAAAAAUUAACACGCCCGAAUUUUUUUUUAUUUUUAUAAAAAAGAAAGCAUAGUCAAGAAGCCCCUUCCUAUUAAAACUUUAAAUUUUUAGUCCAAUAAACUCCCGAACGUGGGGUUUCUUCAUAAAACAAGUUAGUCCGGCCUUGCUGUCUUCUGCUUUAUGUGGUUACCUCUGUGCCAAAGCUAUAAUAUGUCCAACGGAAGCUGAAGCCGAGCAUAUUAUAUCACUUAUACCGCCAGAAAUGAGGGUCGCUCAACAUUUACAAAUUGUUUAUAUUGUGGAUUUUGUAAGUUUUUUUUAAUUUUUUUAUGUUACAGUAGGUAAGAUUUUUUUUUAAAGUUACAGUAAGCCGGACAAAAUAUAGACUUAUUAAUUAUUACGUAUUUUACAACACCAACCCUUUAUAAUGACCUUUACAAGCAAAAUACUAAUACAUUUCUAAAAUUUUAAAAAAACUUAAGAAUGCAAAAACUUUGUUUCCAGAACCAAUUCAAUUCCAAAAUGUCAAUUUGGGCUUUAUGGGUCGUGUGCUUAAUUUCCACCCUAACUACUAUUGCUUAUUGGAUUGAAUCUCACCACCGUGUGGUGCAAAACCGGCUGGCAAGUGGCAAAACCUUGAAGAUUAACACUCAGUUUAGGAUUGGCGUAAUUGCUCAGGAAAGGCUAUAUCUACCCUACCCUACCCUACCCUACCCUACCCUACCCUACCCUACCCUACCCUACCCUACCCUACCCUACCCUACCCUACCCUACCCCUACCCUACCCUACCCUACCCUACCCUACCCUACCCUACCCUACCCUACCCUACCCUACCCUACCCUACCCUACCCUACCCUACCCCUACCCUACCCCUACCCUACCCUACCCUACCCUACCCUACCCUACCCUACCCUACCCUACCUUACCCUACCCUACCCUACCCUACUCUACCCUGCCCUACCUUACCCUACCCUACCCUACCCUACCCUACCCUACCCUACCCUACCCUACCCUACCCUACCCUACCCUACCCUACCCUACCCUACCUUACCCUACCCUACCCUACUCUACCCUGCCCUACCCUACCCUACCCCUACCCUACCCUACCCUACCCUACCCUACCCUGCCCUACCCUACCCUACCCUACCCCUACCCUACCCUACCCCUACCCCUACCCUACCCCUACCCUACCCUACCCUACCCUACCCUACCCUACCCUACCCUACCCUACCCUACCCUACCCUACCCUACCCUACCCUACCCUACCUUACCCUACCCUACCCUACCCUACUCUACCCUGCCCUACCCUACCCUACCCUACCCUACCCUACCCUACCCCUGCCCUACCCUACCCUACCCUACCCUACCCUACCCUACCCCUACCCUACCCUACCCUACCCUACCCUACCCCUACCCUACCCUACUCUACCCUACCCUACCCCUACCCUACCCUACCCCUACCCCUACCCUACCCUACCCUACCUUACCCUACCCUACCCUACCCUACUCUACCCUACUCUACCCUGCCCUACCCUGCCCUACCCUACCCCUACCCUACCCUACCCUACCCUGCCCUACCUUACCCUACCCCUACCCUACCCUACCCUACUCCCUACCCUACCCUACCCUACCCUACCCUACCCUACCCUACCCUACUCUACCCUACCCUACCCUACCCUACCCUACCCUGCCCUACCCUACCCUACCAUACCCUACCCUACCCUAUCCUACAGUACACCUUUUACUAUAAUAUCCCUACUUACAGGCAGUAUCAACAAUAACCCUAGUAAACAUCCCCCUACUAGUGCUCUCAACCUUUCUGUUACUUCAAGUGAACAAAGGUAUUACAAGUGUAUAUUCCUUCAACUCCUCAUGGGCAUCUACUACUAGUGCCGCUUUCAUACUGUAUUAUGUUGAGGCUUAUAAAAACUGGGUGAUACGAUUAGUCAAGAAACAACCUUUGAAGCAUCAAACCACAAUAUUACCGGUCAAUAACAUGAACAACAGCAUGGUACGAAGUAUAUAAUUUUGGUGUUAUUGUAAGCUUCAUUGAUGUUAAGCUUUCUUGUUGUAAGCAAUAAACUAAAAACUCAAAAUUUCAAAAAAAAAUUUUAUUUUUUAAAUUUUCAAGUUUUUUUUUGUUUUUUUACAUUACUAUCGCUUUUUUUCAUUUUGUUGUUAAAAAUGGCUUUUCUAUGUAAACUGAUACCUAAUACAAGUAUGUUCUUUUUUCAGUUAGUGCCUAUUUUUGUAACUCCUUCAAUGAAAGACGUCAUACCGGUCGAAAAGACAGAUGAAGAAAUGGUGGAAGGCUAA